UUUGGAGUGUUACAUGAAACAUAAGAGAAGAAAUGAAUGCAUUCAAGGCCUACAAAGCAUGUGUCCCUAUUGCAUGGAGCCGCAACUUGUACAUAACCUUGGUGAGGGGCAUUCCGGGAACAAGGAGACUUCACAGGCGAACAUUAGGGGCGUUGCGCCUUCGCAAAUGUAAUUGAACUGUCAUGAGAUAGAACACUCCUACUGUCAGAGGAAUGCUUCAGCAGGUUAAGAGAUUGGUUGUGAUUGAGACUGAGGAGAUGUAUAAAGCCCGAAAACAGAAGGAUGCAAACCAUCAAGCUCUACGUCCACCAUUUGUUGUGAGCCACCUCCCUGCCGUUGCAAGUGAUUCUUCUCAGUGAACUAUUCUUUGGAGGUUAGUUCCUAUGUCUUCAAUAUGGGCUGUUAAAAUAGACGGCCUCCACAGUAUUCAACUUUUAAGAAGGAUGUCUAGUACAGUGAACUGUUUCCAAAUUCCAAGUACUUUGGCUCGUCUUGUAUGUGGUGUUUAUUGACCCAAAUGUUGGUGGUUGUGGGAGUAUUACAGAAAAUUAUUUGCUAUUAAAAAGCUCGUGUUUUAUGUACAAUUGUGACUAUAUGACUAAAAGAUUUGCAAGGGGGAUCCAAAAGUUGGAAGAUUCAUCAAUCUUUUUGUUUAAAUGAAAUGAGACAGUGGGACUAGUGAUCUGAUGAUUUUCCUGCUUAAAUUAUUUCUCUGUUCAAUAAAGAAAUGGUUAUGUUUAAUGUCAUGCCUUGGAUAAUUGCAUUUGUACUGUUGCUUUUGGUUGACUUCAUGUCGAUAGAGUUCUAUUCCAAAUAAAACCAGCUAUUUAGAGGCUAGU
Camellia sinensis is the source of this 839-nucleotide messenger RNA. NCBI's taxonomy places the organism in Eukaryota, Viridiplantae, Streptophyta, Magnoliopsida, Ericales, Theaceae. The record is from RefSeq and is a predicted model, not a curated record.